AUGGAUUACGGUACUGGAGCAAUCUUUGGUUGUCCUGCGCACGAUGAAAGAGAUCACAAAUUAGCUCUUUCAAUGAACUUAGCUAUUAAACAGGUAAUAGAAAAUAAAAAUAUUGCAAUUGAUGUAAAUUGUGCUGCCUAUGUUGAUGCAAGACAAAAAUCUAUAGAAGAACUUGAAAAAAGAUCUUUAGGAAAACGUACUACUAAUUAUAGGUUAAAAGAUUGGGGUGUAUCAAGACAAAGAUUUUGGGGUUGCCCUAUCCCAAUAAUUUAUUGUAAUAUAUGUGGUGCUGUACCAGUACCAGAAGAUAAUUUACCUAUUAUUCUACCUAAAGAUGUUAUAUUUGAUGGACACGGUAACCCACUUGACGCUCAUCCUAAUUGGAAACAUACUAACUGCCCUAAAUGUCAUGAAAAUGCUAUUCGUGAAACUGAUACUUUUGAUACUUUCUUUGAAUCUUCUUGGUAUUUUACACGUUAUUGUGAUGUAUCAGCAAAGGAAAUGACUAAUAAAGAAUCUUGUGAUUAUUGGUUACCAGUAGAUCAAUAUAUUGGUGGUAUUGAACAUGCUGUAAUGCAUCUUCUUUACGCAAGAUUUUUUACUAAACUAAUGAAUGAGCAAAAAAUUAUUUCUAUUCGUGAACCUUUCAUUAAUCUCUUAAAUCAAGGCAUGGUAUUACAUGCUACUUAUAAAGACUCAAAUAAUCAGUUUUUAUAUCCUGAUGAAGUAGUUAAACAAGGAGACAAGUUAGUUCAUAAGGAAAGUGGCUUAGAGGUAACUAAAGGACGAAUUGAAAAAAUGAAUAGUCCCCCUGAAAAAGACUUAGAAUGGUCGGCAAGUGGUAUAGAAGGUUGUUCACGUUUUAUUGCUAAGUUACAAAAUAUGUUAAAAGUAAUAGCCAUGUAUAAUAAUCAAACAACUAUUAUACAAAAAGAUUCAAAAAUUAAUCUACAGCUAAAUUCACAAAGCUUCAGACAAGAUGAAUUUGAGACUACACCUUGCGCAAGCGUACAAAUAGUACGUGAGCAAAGGCGAAUGGCAAAAAAUUCGCUUGUAUCAAGCUUUGUGAAUGACGCUGUACCAGAUCAAAAACAACUAUUAAAGCUUAUUCACUCUACUAUUAAAUAUGUUGCUGAAGAUAUAGUUUCUUUUAAGUUAAAUAAAGCAAUAGCUAGAAUGCGUGAAUUAUUUAAUAAUUUAUCAGACAAAUUAUCAGAAAAUAACAUACUAGACAUAGAAUUAAUAAAAGAGGGUUUCUCUAUUUUAAUUAGAUUACUUAAUCCCUUUAUUCCACAUAUUACUGAAGAAAUUUGGCAAAGAUUAGGUAAUACAGAAAGAUUAUAUAAAAUGCCUUUUCCAACCUUUGACAAAUCCUUAUUAAUAGCACAAUCUUAUAUUAUUGCUAUUCAGAUAAACGGUAAAUUAAAAGAAACUCAUGAAUUUGAUAUUGCUAUAAGUAAUGAAGAGAUCAAAAAAAUUGCUAUUAACUUACCUAAAAUCCAAAAAUAUAUAGAAGGAAAGGAAGCAAAAAAAAUUAUCCUUAUACCACAAAAAGCUUACUAA
Messenger RNA from Oppiella nova, 1563 nucleotides. The record is from the annotation of a GenBank genome assembly. NCBI's taxonomy places the organism in Eukaryota, Metazoa, Arthropoda, Arachnida, Sarcoptiformes, Oppiidae.